Messenger RNA from Lineus longissimus, 490 nucleotides. RefSeq lists its product as uncharacterized. The transcript is spliced from 3 exons. The coding region runs from base 74 to 490 and encodes 138 amino acids. The record is from RefSeq and is a predicted model, not a curated record. NCBI's taxonomy places the organism in Eukaryota, Metazoa, Nemertea, Pilidiophora, Heteronemertea, Lineidae.
CUGCGGGUUCCACUGUGUAUGCGCCGUAUUUCUCUUCACGAUCUGUUUCUUCUUCAUAUUCGGCGGUGCUGUGAUGACCGGUUUUGGCAUCGCACGUGUCGGUGAUUCUCUAAAUAUCAGUGUACUUGGGAUCGUCGGUAUUGGACUACUUCUGGUAGGAUUAAUCAUAAUGACCAUUGGUGCCAUCUUGGUUUGUGAAGAUAGAAAGAACCAGCGCCGAGAAGCGGAAAGGAAGAGGAAAUCUAAAAGGGCAGGAAGGAAGAUCUACCUCCCUCGACUGGUGAGGGCAGACCGCACGGGGGAUGCAGCUAGCAGUCAGGAAUCUUCCAAUUGGCCCGAGGGGAGACCGGCACGAACACAGGACGAACUAGUCACAGCCAGGCCAACCACCAGGAAACAUACAGAUGUCUCAGAGGACCUGCCGGAUGGAUACACGGGUAACCCAGAGCCGGUAGCUUACUACAAUGAGGUAGAUGCAGAAUCAGGCUGA